CGAAAAGGAAGAUCAAACUAAUAUUAUUUAGCAGGUUGUUCUAGUCAGCGGCAAGAGCAUGAGCACAGUUACAGUUAGUGUGAAUUGCAGCAUCUCAACGUUGAAGCCAUCUUUUGCUUCUUCUUUACGCUUUCGUCGCCGCUCAUUUCCGCUCCUUUCUCCUCGUUCCGCUCUCUGCUUCUCUGGCCUGUCAGAGACUAUGGAUUGCGGUGGUGGUGGUCCAUGCGUGUUUCCUUUGCACCGUUGCAAAACCAUUCACCUGGUCAGGCACGGACAGGGGAUCCACAAUGUGGAGGGAGAUAAGAACUACGACGCAUACAUGAAACCUGAAUAUUUUGAUGCUCAUAUUACGCCGUUAGGCUGGCAAGAGGUUGACAAUUUGCGAAAGCAUGUUCGUGAUUCUGGGAUUAUGAAGAAGAUUGAUCUAGUCAUAGUAUCUCCUUUACUGAGGACACUACAAACUGCUGUUGGAGUGUUUGGAGGUGGUGAGGGUUACACAGAUAGAACAGAUGUGCUACCUCUUAUGGUGGAAAAUGCAGGAAACAGCAAUCGUGCUGCAAUUUCGAGUCUGAAUUGCCCUCCUAUUGUUGCUGUUGAACUUUGUCGGGAACGUCUGGGGGUUCAUCCCUGCGACAAAAGAAGAAGCAUCAGCGAGUAUCAAUCUCUCUUUCCUGCAAUUGAUUUUUCACUGAUCGACAGUAAUGAGGAUACUUGGUGGAAGACCGAUGUUAGAGAGACAAAAGAAGAAAUUGCAUCUAGAGGGCUGAAGUUCAUGAACUGGUUGGGGACAAGAAAAGAGAAGGAGAUAGCAAUUGUGACGCACAGAGCAUUUUUGUUUCACACUCUGAGUGCUUUUGGAAAUUACAGCCAUCACUUGGAGAAGAAGGAAUUAUCAAAGCUCUUUGCCAACUGUGAGCUUCGCUCUGUAGUCAUUGUUGAUGGUGUGACAGGAUAGGAUGCCCUGACCACAGCAAUUCAGGCAAGAGACCUUCAGGAUGCUUAAAAGGUUAUGUAGAAAUUUAUGUAUUUUAUAUUUCAUAAAUCAUGAUUAAAAUUGCUUAUGGAAUACUUGUCCAACCAACUCAUUCUUAAAUGAAUCUUGAGUUAUGACAAUUGACUGUGACGUGGAAUGUAUAUGUUCGCUUGUGAUUAUAAAUA
This is a messenger RNA of Vigna unguiculata (cowpea), 1158 nucleotides long. RefSeq names its product Phosphoglycerate mutase family protein. Gene Ontology annotation, cellular component: cytoplasm. The record is from RefSeq and is a predicted model, not a curated record. NCBI's taxonomy places the organism in Eukaryota, Viridiplantae, Streptophyta, Magnoliopsida, Fabales, Fabaceae. Gene Ontology annotation, molecular function: phosphatase activity.